AUGCAAAUUCCGUUAGAUCUGGGCUCAAUUUCACCGAAUCAUGGUCGCCGUUUGCUAGAUCUGAAAUUUUCUAGCUUUGAACUCACCGGAUCUGACUUUUCUCUUCCUGUUUCAGUGAAUUCGUAUGCUUCAUCUGUUCCAAUUCUCAAUGGGACUAACUUCUUAGAAUGGAAUGAGCAAGUUCAGUUCAACUUAGGUAUGCUAGAUCUUGAUUUAGCAUUUCAAAUUGAGAAACCUACUGCUAUUACUGGUGAAAGCAGUGAGGAAGAAAAGUCUCUCUAUAAAGUUUGGGAGAAAUCGAACAGAUUGAGUAUUAUGUUUAUGCGAAUGACUAUUGCAAACAAUAUCCAAACAACUCUUCCCCAAACUAAUAGUGAUAAGGAAUAUUUGAAAAAUAUUGAAGAACGUUUCUGUACUACAGAUAAGUCUCUUGUAGGGAAAUUAAUGGCUGACCUUACUACUAUGCGUUUUGAUGGUACUAGAAGUAUGCAUGAGCAUGUUCUUAACAUGGUUAAUCUUGUUGCGAAAUUGAAAACUUUAGGGAUGAAUGUGGAUGACACUUUUCUCGUUCAAUUUAUUUUCAAUUCCUUACCUACUCAGUAUGAGCCAUUUCAAAUUCACUAUAAUACUAUUAAGGACAAGUAG
This is a messenger RNA of Cornus florida, 645 nucleotides long. RefSeq lists its product as uncharacterized. Lineage: Eukaryota; Viridiplantae; Streptophyta; Magnoliopsida; Cornales; Cornaceae. The transcript is spliced from 2 exons. The coding region runs from base 1 to 645 and encodes 214 amino acids. The record is from RefSeq and is a predicted model, not a curated record.